ACAAGAGGAAUUGUAAAUUAGGCAUCUCAACACCAAUAGUCUUGGAAAUAUUAAUCAGGAACGUCAAACUUCAUUAACUGUAUGACUUUUUUCUCAGGCUGCUUCACAUAAUUGAAUCACUGAUAAAAAAACUGGUUGCUUAUGACAGGAUCCAUUCCGGACUGGUGGAGAUGGGGCUCUUGGAUUUCACCUUUUUCCUAUGGGUUCAACACCCUCACUCUAAACGAGAUGUUUGCUCCAAGGUGGAUGAGCAAAUUGGCCUCAGACAACACAACAAGGUUGGGCGUGCAAGUGAUGAAAAACUUUGACGUCUUCCCUGAAAAAAGAUGGUUUUGGAUAGGCACUGCUGCACUACUGGGGUUCACAAUUCAUUUUAACAUUCUUUUCACUUUUUCCCUAAUGUACCUCAACCCUGCAGGGAAGCCACAAGCUAUUAUAUCCAAAAAGCAAGCAAGGGAUAUGGAUGCUGAUCAAGUAGAAGGCAAGGAAUCCAUGAGACUUAUAACAAAUGCAAAUAACUCGGGAGAAAUGAAAAUCUGGUGUAUCAGUAAUCGUUCUGACUCCAAUGGCGUUAGCAUAAAUGAAAAUGCAUGGCUCAAGGCUGCAAAUGGUGAUGCUGCAAAGAAAGGAAUGAUUCUGCCAUUUACCCCUCUGGCAAUGUCCUUCGACAAUGUGAAUUAUUUUGUAAACAUGCCACCUGAAAUGAAGGACCAAGUAGUGUCUGGAGCGUUUAGGCCAGGAGUCUUGACUGCUUUAAUGGGAGUCAGUGGAGCAGGGAAGACUACACUCAUGGACGUGCUAGCUGGACGAAAAACAGGUGGUUAUAUUGAAGGUGACAUAAAAAUAUCCGGGUUUCCAAAGAAGCAAGAAACCUUUGCUAGAGUUUCAGGAUAUUGUGAACAAACUGAUAUACACUCACCUCAAGUAACUGCCCGUGAAUCGUUGAUAUUUUCGGCUUUCCUCCGGCUUCCUAAAGAAGUCAGCAAUGAGGAUAAGAUGAUAUAUGUGGAUGAAGUAAUGGAUUUUGAGCAGCAGCUAUUGUUGUGAGAACUGUUAGAAACACAGUGGAUACUGGGAGAACUGUUGUGUGCACAAUUCAUUAACCAAGAAUUGAUAUUUUUGAAGAAUUUGAUGAGGUUUAAAAGUUAUAUUCUUUUUUGCCAUGAAAGUUAAAAGAAAGAAGAAAAAUAUUGGCGCUUCAAGGUCCAAAAUCAUCAGUCUACUGAACUCAUGGGGCGGAUGCACGGUGCAGAUGCACCCACUGCUCUCUACUGAAGUCAGCAACACCUUUUCUCUCUGGACAUUUAAAACCACAGCUUUCAAAGAACUCAAGGACAUGUUCACGAGGGCCCUGAUAAACAAUCUCACCUUCUGAUAAGAGAAUGAUAUCGUCAGAGAUCAAAUGUCUCAGGAGCAGGCUGAAGGAGGGACAUCAAGAUGGUGGCAUCUCUGAGAUGAGGGGCGAAGCUAUGUUGGCCCAAGGGUGGUCAACUAACCACCCUUCGCCGAAAAAUUAUACUACGUAUAAGACAACUCUGAUUAGGAAAGAGAAGCAUAUUAUGGUGGUCAUCCAACAAGAAAGUGCUGCAGUUCUCAUCACUAGCCAAAUAUGAGGAAACUUGUCAAACUUCCCUAUCAAUGACUUUUGACCCGAGAAAAAUCAGAAAAUGGUGGCAAGAGGAAAGAUGGAAGUCUGGUUGGUGGUAAUCUUCAACACCUGAAUUAAUCUUCAAGAUUCUAUGCAAGUCUACAAGUAAAGUUUUACUCAUGUCGGUAAUGGUUAGGGCUAGAUACAGUCUCCCUUACUUUAUUCUACUCAUGUACGUUUUAUUCAGAUCAUAAUUUGUU
Messenger RNA from Nicotiana tabacum (common tobacco), 1848 nucleotides. Lineage: Eukaryota; Viridiplantae; Streptophyta; Magnoliopsida; Solanales; Solanaceae. The record is from RefSeq and is a predicted model, not a curated record.